This is a messenger RNA of Parascedosporium putredinis, 330 nucleotides long. Lineage: Eukaryota; Fungi; Ascomycota; Sordariomycetes; Microascales; Microascaceae. The record is from the annotation of a GenBank genome assembly.
AUGAGCGGACCUGUUGACUUGAGCGGCAACGCGCCCAUCACCGGCGGAGGCGAGCAGUUCACCUGGUUUCGUACUCUUGGCGCCACCGAAGAGGCCAUCAUGGUCUUGAACGACCAGCCCAUCCUUUUCACCAUCCUCCUCGUCGUCCUCGUCACUCUUAUCCUCCAGGGCGUUCUUCUAUGGUACAUCCACUUCGCCACUUUAAAACCCGAGCAGAAGAAGAAGAAGGAUGCGAAACCAGCCGACAAGAAGUCAGGUGCCGGAGUCAAGGGCUUCUUCCCGCAGCGUUGCGGCGUUAAGAAGACAACAUCCUUGCCGGGCUUGUUGUGA